Messenger RNA from Triticum dicoccoides, 1099 nucleotides. RefSeq names its product coiled-coil domain-containing protein 25-like. The transcript has 6 exons. The coding region runs from base 233 to 880 and encodes 215 amino acids. Lineage: Eukaryota; Viridiplantae; Streptophyta; Magnoliopsida; Poales; Poaceae. The record is from RefSeq and is a predicted model, not a curated record.
CUUCAUUGCCUGGUUCGUCGCUCUGCCGUCUCCCUCCUUCCCUCCCUUCGCCCCCGCCUGCGUCUGUUGCCUCUUCUUUCUCGGCCUCUGCCUCUUCUUAAUGUGCGGUAAAACUACCCUACGCACGGUCGCCUGGAUAUACGGUUGCUGAGCUGAACUUCCAGGAGGAAGACACACACACACACACACACACAGAGAGAGAGAGAGAGAGAGAAGAGAAUCAGUACUGGCAAUGGUGUUCUACUUCAAGGCGCGGCCGGACGCCGGCGACUACACCAUCUACAUGGGCGCCGACAAGAACGAGAACGAGGAGCUCAUCAAGUACGGCCUCCCCGAGGACGUCUGGUUCCAUGUGGACAAGGUGUCCUCGGCGCACGUCUACCUGAGGCUCAAGAAAGGCGAGUCCAUAGACACCAUCAGCGAAGGCCUCCUGGAGGAUUGUGCGCAGCUCGUAAAAGCGCAUUCCAUUCAAGGAAACAAGAUGAACAAUGUGGAGGUGGUCUACACGCCAUGGUCUAACCUCAAGAAGGCGACGUCCAUGGAUGUCGGCCAAGUUGGCUUCCACAACCAUCGGAUGGUACACGUCUUGACAGUGGAGAAGCGUGUCAAUGAGAUCCUCAACAGGUUGAAUAAGACCAGGGUCGAGCGCCGACCAGACCUCAAAGCCGAGAAAGAUGCAUCAAAUGCAGCGGAGAAGGCCGAGCGGAAGAUGCAGCUGAAAGACAAGAAGCGCAGGGAGGAGAUGGAGAGGGUGGUGAAGGAGCGGCAGGCCGAGAUACGGAGCUACAAGGGCCUCAUGGUUGCCGAGAAGAUGACCUCCAACCGCCAGAUCGCCUCCGCCGGCAAGUCCAUACAGGAAAUGGAGGACGAGUUCGUCUAGCAGCUAGCCUCAUGCGUGUGUAGUGUAUCAUCCAUGUCCAUGUGUAUAUAUGCCGAUGCGCGCAUCUUGCAUGCGUGUGCGAGCGUGGUCUCGACGAGGCGGGCGAUGAUCGAUCGAUCCUCGAUGUUACUGACGGUGCAGGUGUACAUAUAUAAGGUCCUUGAUUUGGACAGAAAUGAGAAAGCAGCUAGCGCAGAAAUAAACUGUAAAUUCCAAAAA